ACGUUAUCAUCCAAUUAAGACUCUUUAUUGUUUUUAGACCAAAUAUUCUUUCUUUUCUUUUAAGUUGUGUUUUUAUUCAGUUGUACUGGAAACAACCUCUGUUUUUCUACAGUCGUUGCUGUUAGGUUUAUAACUCACUUCUUUGCAAUCUUUGCAAAUCCUUGCAGUAUAAUCAGUAGACUAAAAUGGAUUGGAAAUCUCUGAUUGUCAGGGCUGUCCUCUGAUUCAGGGAUUCAUAAAGGCACAACAUGGACCCCCUGGAGCUUCUCCUUGGCACUCUAGAAGAUCUAACUGCCAAAGACCUGAAGACGUUCCAGUUGUACCUGACUGAGGGGGCGCUGAAGGGGUUUGAUCGUAUUCCAAAAGGGAAGCUGGAGAAAUGUGAUCCCCCAGAUACUGCAGGCAUAAUGAGGGAGGCCUAUGGCAGUGAAGGUGCCCUGAGGAUAACACUGCUCAUCUUGAAGAAGAUGAAGCACAAUGACCUUGCAGACAAACUGGAGGGAGAGCUGGAGAAGAGUGGCCCAGCGGUGUCGGUAGAUAUGGAUAAGGGAUCUGAAUCUGCCAUCCAACAGCAACUUAAGGCUGAACUGAAGGACAAAGGUGUCUGUGCAGAAGUUCUGUCUAGACUGGGCAGAAGAAAGGGCCAAUCAGGAUAUUUAUUUAAUCUUUGUGCUUCCUUUCGGAGAGCUGAACUUACUUCAAACAGAGGAGUACAGUCUCUUGUCACUUUUGAUAUACUUCCACCCUGAACUUAUGGACU
Molecule: messenger RNA, 760 nt
Organism: Alosa sapidissima (American shad)
Lineage: Eukaryota; Metazoa; Chordata; Actinopteri; Clupeiformes; Clupeidae
Exons: 3
Coding region: 249-749 (166 amino acids)
Source: RefSeq, a predicted model, not a curated record